This is a messenger RNA of Pocillopora verrucosa, 1023 nucleotides long. Lineage: Eukaryota; Metazoa; Cnidaria; Anthozoa; Scleractinia; Pocilloporidae. The record is from RefSeq and is a predicted model, not a curated record.
AUGGCGGACCCAGAGGGAAGGUCGAGUGUAGACUUAGAAGAUUUCAAAUUUAUUUCUUUACUCGAGUAUUCGGCGGAUAACAGAAAAGUUAGUCGGAAAAAGCACUUACUGAAUGCCCGUCAGGAACAAUUUUUCUUACCCGAAGGACACUGUUCGUGUAUUUUAUGGGAAAAAAGUCCGAAGGAAUCCGAAGAGAAACAUGUGGGGAUAUUGUUUCUUGGAGGAGCUAGAUACAAUGAGCCGUCCACAUGGGAGUUAGGGAAUUCCCUUACUCUAAUGGAAUUCAUUUUAUCCAGUAGUGAUGUUGAAAUUAAUUCUUGCAAUGUGUUUGGACCCGAUAAAUUGAGAGGAUCAUCUUUGUUUCCCUUGCAAGGGAGUACGCUCAUCAACGCACGGUCAAAGUUACCGCCUGAUCCUGAGGAGUAUGUUUUGCUUUUGUGGGGAGGGAUAGAUACGAGAACCAUGACAUGUACGAAUGAGCUGAUGAAAAUAAAUGUUACUGCUAAAGACAAGCAAAAUAAAAGGACAGCAAGUGGUUCUAAAAAGAUGCCCGAGUCUUUGAAUUUUGAAAUAGACUUGACUGCUUUAACUGGGAACAAAACACCUUCAACUGAAGGUUCAGCUUUUCAAAUGGGAACAGUUCCUUCCCCAAGAACAGGGCAUAGUUUUACUACAAUUUCAAGUAAAAGAGCCAUUCUGUUUGGUGGGGUCACCUUAGAAAACCGCCUUGAGGGUGUGGACAAUAUCUUUAGGCAAUCAUGUAAGGAUGGAAGGCUAUAUGCCUUCAACAUUAUGGAGAAUUCUUGGACAUGCUUGUCUGAGGAAAUCCCUCCAAGAGCUUAUCAUGCUGCAGUGUUUCGGUCAGCAACAAGCACUCUUUACAUUGCCGGGGGUAUUCAACUGGCUGAUGACCAUGCAGUUGAGUAUUGCAGUAUUCAUGAAGUUACAGCAGUAGAAUUUAACUUUGCCACAAAUACAAUUUUGUCCUCUUCUCACCCAUUCCACAAAAAGUGGGCCCAAUAG